This is a messenger RNA of Quercus lobata, 2013 nucleotides long. RefSeq names its product chromatin remodeling protein EBS-like. The record is from RefSeq and is a predicted model, not a curated record. Gene Ontology annotation, molecular function: chromatin binding. The transcript has 5 exons. The coding region runs from base 284 to 934 and encodes 216 amino acids. Lineage: Eukaryota; Viridiplantae; Streptophyta; Magnoliopsida; Fagales; Fagaceae.
UCUUCACCCUCACAUCCCAACAAAUCUCUCUCUCUCUCUCUCUCUUUCACCUUCUAGGGUUUCUCUACCUCCACUCUCCAAAAUCCAAAGAUUGAAUAUCUUCACCAAAAACCCCACAAAAACCCUGCAACUUCUACCACAGUCCCAUCCAUUUCCAUCACAUUCACAUUCUUUGCUAAACUAACUUUCACUUCCACAACACCAAACCAACCCAUCCCAUCCCCCAACACACAGUUUCCAUUUUUAGCUAGCUAAAAGAUAAGCCCUCAAACCCCACCCAUUCAUGGCCAAGACCAAACCUGGCAAAAAGGACCUCGAUUCUUACACUAUCAAAGGCACCAACAAAAUCGUCAGACCUGGUGAUUGUGUGUUGAUGCGACCAUCGGACUCCGAUAAGCCUCCAUAUGUGGCGCGUGUGGAGAAGAUCGAAGCAGAUCACCGCAACAACGUGAAGGUUAGAGUCCGAUGGUAUUAUCGGCCGGAGGAGUCGAUCGGAGGGCGGAGACAGUUCCAUGGGGCCAAGGAGCUGUUUCUAUCAGACCACUAUGAUGUUCAGAGUGCACACACUAUUGAGGGCAAGUGUAUAGUACACUCCUUCAAGAACUAUACUAAGCUUGAGAAUGUUGGAGCUGAGGAUUACUUUUGUAGGUUUGAGUACAAGGCUGCUACUGGAGGGUUCACCCCAGACCGUGUGGCUGUGUAUUGCAAGUGUGAGAUGCCAUAUAACCCGGACGACCUAAUGGUGCAGUGUGAGGGAUGCAAGGACUGGUUUCAUCCUUCUUGUAUGGGUAUGACCAUCGAAGAAGCCAAAAAAUUGGAUCAUUUUCUGUGUUCUGACUGUUCAUCUGAUGAUGAUGCCAAAAGAUCCUUAAAUGUUUUCCCUGUAUCACCAUCUGUUGAGGCUAAGGUGGAGCCAAAGCGCAGGAAGAGAUGACUGACUGUGACACAUAAUGGGGAGGUACUCAUUUCUUGCUCGUCUCCAGUAUUGUUGUUGUUGUUGUUGUUGUUGUUGUGUGAUGUGGAAUUGUACAGUGCAGAGAAGAUACUGUGCUUGCACAAACCAAAGGCUUUUCUUGUUUUACCAUGUUCAAAUGUUUGUAUGUGUGCUAGACUUAGGAGAUGACUUUGUGAUCUGUAUUUUCCUUGAAGAGCACAAUGUGCAAAAAGUGCACGAAUCUAAAUUAAGCGCAGAAUACACAAGAACAAAAAACCUUAAAUUUAGGCAAAACUGUGGGCUCUGUUGUGAUGUCCUUGUUGCUCGUGUUAUUACUGUACGUGCCACCCCAAUUUUACUAGCCUUUUUUAUUGUCCCUUUAUAACCUUUGUUGAGGGGAAAGGUAGAUAGAAGAUGAAUGGGGUACAGUGUUUUUACCCCAAGAUCAAUCAAAUGUUGAAUCUAUUGAUGGCAACUAUAUCAGUGGCUCAAGAUAAGUGGACUUAGGUUAUUGUUGAGUUAGUAGGUUAUUGUUGAUUCUCAUUUGAGCCCACUACUGACAUCACUUCAUCAUCUACCAUUAGCAACUUGCCACCUCAAUGAUUGUGAAAUAUUUUGUGAGGUUUUGGCGUCUCUAGAGUUUUUGAUAAUGAAGUGGGUUUGCUCUAGCUAUCAUCCACAUCAUGAUGCCACUGGGUUGACCCGAUUUACUGGUGGAACUCUUUCUUUACUCUGGUUGAUUUUUCAAAACUCCAAAGCCCUACUUCCAAUGCUUUGAGUUAUGAAGAAUUGAAGAUUCACAUAAUUGCACCUACUUCCUUUUUCAGCUGGAAGAUCAUUCCAAGAAAACUAGACUAUGAUGAAUUUUGUUCACUUCCAUACAAGCAAACUUGUAUCAUGCAAUUGGCAUUUUAUAUGAUGUUAUUUGUGUUGUAUAUUAUGGACUUAUCAAGGAGGCAGGGGAUAUCCUGGCAUAUCAGAACUGCUACUUUUUUGUUUUAAUAAUUAGAUAGAUGGGGGUAGGGGUAUUUGAACAUUGGAGAAUGUUUCCAUUAAAAACACCAGGAUGUGCCAACAAA